AUGAAAAUACCCCAAAAAUAUAUAGAAACUAUUGAAAAAAUCAAUAGUUAUUUGGCAUUGCUCACUCUUACCAUCCUACUGUACCUCAUCAUCUUUAAAUCUCCCCACCGUCUGGGCACCUAUAAAUAUCUAAUGACCUAUUUAUCGAUUUUUGAAAUGGUUUACGCCGGUCUAAUGAUUUUGAGCUUACCGCAAAUUUAUACAAAGGAUUCGGGCUUUUUUGUGGUUAUGAAUAGAAAUGUGACUGGAGAGAAUUUCCGGAUUUUUAACAUUUUCUAUUUUGCAAUGUUUUCCACUUCAAUGGCUAAUUUCAGUGUACAUUUUGUUUAUAGAUUUUUGGCGAUCAAGGGGUACAAGUCCUGGACCCAAUUUAGUCCCUCAAAACUAUUGAUCUAUAUUUCUUGUCCUCUAAUUGUUGGCAUAGCGGAUACGGUAGUUGUAAUCACAUUUUGGGGUGAAAAUGAGUCAACGCAGUGGUUUAUGAGGCAGGUCAUAAUGAAAAUUUCUGAAAAUUUGGAAAAUUUGAGUUUCAUUGGGUUUUGUAUUAUUGCACAAGACGAAAACUCAAUAAAGUAUAUAAAUUGGCAUAGUAUAAUUGGUAUAGCAGCUGCUUGUCUAUUAAUUACGUUUUCGAUGAUUAUCAUGUUAUAUUUUGGAAUCAAAUGCUACUCGGCUAUACGAAACUUGACCAACAUUUCUACAGUAUCCCAAAAUUAUCGAUCGAUUCAAAAUCAGUUAUUUUUUGCUUUAGUUAUUCAAACAGCCAUUCCUCUCAUCCUUAUGCACCUUCCCAGUGCCAUUAUCCUAAUUACCUGUUGUCUAGAAUGUUCUCCAGAGAUUUUAGGGCAAAUCACAGCGAUUUUUAUAUCUUUCUACCCUGUUCUGGACCCACUACCCAAUAUUUUCAUAAUCAAAGCAUACAGAAAUGCUUUUUUUAAUUUCCUGUCUUGUUGUUUCCAAAAAGUAGGCCCCGCCCCAAGUGAAUCGAGCAGUACCCUUCCCAGAAAUGUGGUUUCGAUUAUGAAACCUUGA
Caenorhabditis briggsae is the source of this 1032-nucleotide messenger RNA. Gene Ontology annotation, molecular function: G protein-coupled olfactory receptor activity. The transcript is spliced from 4 exons. Gene Ontology annotation, biological process: G protein-coupled receptor signaling pathway; olfactory behavior. NCBI's taxonomy places the organism in Eukaryota, Metazoa, Nematoda, Chromadorea, Rhabditida, Rhabditidae. The record is from RefSeq and is a predicted model, not a curated record. The coding region runs from base 1 to 1032 and encodes 343 amino acids.